Molecule: messenger RNA, 516 nt
Organism: Sinocyclocheilus grahami
Lineage: Eukaryota; Metazoa; Chordata; Actinopteri; Cypriniformes; Cyprinidae
Product: importin-5-like
Exons: 5
Coding region: 1-516 (171 amino acids)
Biological process (GO): protein import into nucleus
Source: RefSeq, a predicted model, not a curated record
AUGACAAGAAAUCGGUACUCGGAAACGUAUGACACCAUCCCCGGUCAGACGAAGAUCACAUUUUUACUGCAGGCCAUCCGCGAUGUAUCCGCUGCAGAGGAGGUUAAGCAGAUGGCAGCAGUGCUGCUGCGGCGCCUGCUGUCCUCGUCUUUCGAGGAGGUCUAUCCCAGCCUGGCCAUCGACAUGCAGACGGCCAUCAAGACAGAGCUGCUCGCUGGAAUCCAGUCCGAAGGCUCCUCCAACAUCCGCAAGAAGGUCUGCGAUAUUGCUGCGGAGCUCGCUCGCAAUCUAAUUGAUGAUGACGGAAACAAUCAGUGGCCAGAGAUCCUCAAGUUCCUGUUCGAUUCGGUCAACUCUCAGGACGUCAACCUCCGAGAAGCAGCACUGCACAUUUUCUGGAACUUCCCAGGUAUCUUUGGCAAUCAGCAGCAGCAUUAUCUGGAAGUGAUCAAGCGUAUGUUGGUUCAGUGUAUGCAGGAUCAGGAAAACCCACAGGUCAGUGUCUUAAAGGGGUAG